AAUUAGCCAGUAAACAUAUACCUAUAGCGUGGCGUCGCUGGUCGCAGUGUUGAAAAGUGUUUGCGUGGUGCAUAUACUGUGCAGCUAUAAGAAAACUCGUUAAUUUACCUUUAAACAAUGGCUUCAGCAGAACCAAAUGCCACGAAAUUAUUUACCCGGGCUCAAGUUGCAGAACGCAGUGAUUCUAAAGAAACAUGGCUAAUUAUUCACAACAGUGUUUAUGAUGUGACAAAUUUUCUCAAUGAGCAUCCUGGUGGUGAGGAAGUACUGUUGGAACAGUCUGGUCGAGAUGGCACAGAGCCAUUUGAAGAUGUUGGGCAUUCUAGUGAUGCUAGGAAAAUGAUGGAACCUUAUAAAGUUGGAGAAUUAGUCGAAGAGGAGAGAACAUCUGCAAAUGACCAAAAAUCCAAAGGUCCCACUGGUAAUGCUGACGAUGACUCCAGUUGCUGCUUGGUGAUGUGACUAUUGAAAAUUACAGCAGCUCCUGGAGAUCCUGGGUGAUUCCAAUUGUAUUGGGCGUACUAGCUACACUUGUCUACCGUUAUUUCAUCAACACCCACUAAUAAGAAGAGUUAUUAUGUGGCAUUUUUUUUUAAUUUGAAGCAUUGAUCGUUCUAUGUAACAGUACUGUUAUAAGAUAUAAAUGGGGAUAUUUGUAUGUUGGAUAGUUAUUUGUACUGGAUGGAAGUGUAUAAUUGUUGUUUCUGAACCAAUAUUAUUGAAAGGCAAACACAAUACAAAAUGCCUAAUCAAACGUAUAAUUACUUAAAUGUAAAUCUAUGAUUAGCAGAGUGAGUUGACUCAUAAAUGCAUUUAGGUGAACAUAAUUUUAAAUAGCUAUUAAGAAAAUAUUGUGGAUAAAAUAAUGUUAUUGUAAAUUUUUGUAUUUUAGUGAAAUAGCUCUUAAAUAUGCAUUUUGUAAUUUCAUUUGUAUUAUUUUCAUAAUUACUGUUAUACAUUGAAAAAUUUCUAUAAAUUUGAGUUGAGCAGGUAUAUUUUCCGAUAUGAAUAAUAAAUUGAAGUUAA
This is a messenger RNA of Phymastichus coffea, 1026 nucleotides long. It is a transcript of the gene Cyt-b5, whose product is annotated as cytochrome b5-like. Gene Ontology annotation, cellular component: membrane; intracellular membrane-bounded organelle. Bases 118 to 462 code for a protein of 114 amino acids. Gene Ontology annotation, molecular function: heme binding. The record is from RefSeq and is a predicted model, not a curated record. NCBI's taxonomy places the organism in Eukaryota, Metazoa, Arthropoda, Insecta, Hymenoptera, Eulophidae. The transcript has 4 exons.